Molecule: messenger RNA, 2703 nt
Organism: Haliotis rubra (blacklip abalone)
Lineage: Eukaryota; Metazoa; Mollusca; Gastropoda; Lepetellida; Haliotidae
Product: basic proline-rich protein-like
Source: RefSeq, a predicted model, not a curated record
AUGACAGAUUCACCAUACGACGUCAGCUACGACGGGUGCAGCACCGAGACCUCAUUCAGAGGCGGCACAUUUACAUUCAGCUGCAGUAUACGACACCGACUACGACGGAUGCAACAACGAGACCAGAGACAGAGAGUGAUUCACCAUACAACAUCAACUGUGACAGAUGCUGCAGACAGCCAUUACGUUUCAGCUUCACCAUACGGCAUCGACAGCGAUGAACGCAACACCGACACUAAAUACAAAGGCAGUCCAGCCUCAACCCCAUCCCUCAACCCAACCCUCUCCCCAGGUCCAGCCCUCAUCCCUCCUAUCCUCCCCAACCCCUCUCCCUCAGGUCCAGCCUCACCCUAUCCCCAACCCCUCUCUCCCAGGUCCAGCCUCAACCCUAUCCUCAACCCCAACCCUCUCCCCAGGUCCAGCCUCAACCCCUCCCCAUCCUCAACCCCAACCCUCUCCCCAGGUCCAGCCUCAACCUAUCCCCCCUCCCCCCUCUCCCCAGGUCCAGCCUCAGCCAACCCUCUCCUCAACCCCCCCACCCUCUCUCCCAGGUCUCAGCCCUCAACCCCAACCCUCUCCCCAGGUCCAGCCUCACCCUAUCCUCAACCCCAGCCCUCUCCCUCAGGUCCAGCCCAACCCCAUCCUCAGCCCCAACCCUCAGCCCCAACCCCAACCCUCUCCCCAGGUCCAGCCUCAACCCAACCCUCCUCAGGUCCAGCCUCCCCAACCCUCUCCCCCCAGGUCCAGCUCCUCAGCCCUAUCCUCAACCCCAGCCCUCUCCUCAGGUCCAGCCUCAACCCCAUCCUCAACCCCCAGCCCUCUCCCCAGGUCCAGCCUCAACCCCAACCCUCUCCCCAGGUCCAGCCUCAGCCCUAUCCUCAGCCCCAACCCUCUCCCCAGGUCCAGCCUCAACCCCAACCCUCUCCCCAGGUCCAGCCUCCACCCUAUCCUCAAACCCCCAGGUCCAGCCUCAGCCCCAACCCUCUCCCCAGGUCCAGCCUCAGCCCAUCCUCAGCCCCAUCUCAACCCAACUCCUCCAUAGGCCUCAACCCCAUCCUCAGCCCUCAACCCUCUCCCCAGGUCCAGCCUCCUCAACCCCAACCCUCUCCCCAGGUCCAGCCUCAACCCUAUCCUCAACCCCAGCCUCCAGCCUCAGGUCUCAGCCUCAACCCCCAGGUCCAGCCUCAACCCCAACCCUCUCCCCAGGUCCAGCCUCCUCAACCCCAACCCUCUCCCCAGGUCCAGCCUCAACCCUAUCCUCAGCCCUCAACCCUCUCCCCAGGUCCAGCCUCAACCCCAUCCUCAACCCCAACCCUCUCCCCAGGUCCAGCCUCAACCCUAUCCCCCAACCCCCUCAACCCAGCCCCUCCCCAGGUCAGCCUCAACCCAGCCUCAACCCCAACCCUCUCCCAGGUCAGGUCCAGCCUCAGCCUCAACCUCAACCCUCUCCCCAGGUCCAGCCUCAACCCUAUCCUCAACCCCCCAACCCCCCCAACCCUCUCCCCAGGUCCAGCCUCCCAGCCCUCCUCAACCCUCUCCCCAGGUCCAGCCUCAACCCCAGCCCAACCCAGCCCUCCUCAGGUCCAGCCUCAACCCUAUCCUCAACCCCAACCCUCUCCCCAGGUCCAGCCUCAACCCAUCCUCAACCCCAACCCUCUCCCCAGGUCCAGUCUCAGCCUUAUCCUCAACCCCAACCCUCUCCCCAGGUCCAGCCUCAACCCCAUCCUCAAGCCUCAACCCUCUCCCCAGGUCCAGCCUCACCCCAACCCUCUCCCCAGGUCCAGCCUCAACCCCAGCCUCAGCCUCAACCCUCUCCCAGGUCCAGCCUCAACCCUAUCCUCAACCCCAACCCUCUCCCCAGGUCCAGCCUCAACCUCAACCCUCUCCCCAGGUCAUCCUCAGCUCCAACCCUCUCCCCAGGUCCAGCCUCAACCCUAUCCUCAACCCCAACCCUCUCCCCAGGUCCAGCCUCAACCCCAUCCUCAACCUCAACCCUCUCCCCAGGUCCAGCCUCAACCUCAACCCUCUCCCCAGGUCCAGCCUCAACCCUAUCCUCAACCCCAACCCUCUCCCCAGGUCCAGCCUCAACCCCAUCCUCAACCCUCAACCCUCUCCCCAGGUCCAGCCUCAACCCUCAACCCUCUCCCCAGGUCCAGCCUCAACCCCUAUCCUCAACCCCCAACCCUCUCCCCAGGUCCAGCCUCAACCCUAUCCUCAACUCCAACCCCCUCUCCCCAGGUCCAGCCUCAACCCCAACCCUCUCCCCAGGUCCAGCCCCCAACCCUCUCCCCAGGUCCAGCCUCAACCUCAACCCUCAUCCUCAACCUCAACCCUCUCCCCAGGUCCAGCCUCAACCUCCCCUCUCCCCAGGUCCAGCCUCAACCCCAACCCUCUCCCCAGGUCCAGUCCAGCCUCAACCCUAUCCUCAACCCCAACCCUCUCCCCAGGUCCAGCCUCAACCCCAUCCUCAAUCCCAACCCUCUUCCCAGGUCCAGCCUCAACCCCAUCCUCGACCCCAACCCUCUCCCCAGGUCCAGCCUCAACCCUAUCCUCAACCCCAACCCUCUCCCCAGGUCCAGCCUCAACCCUAUUUUCAACCCUCAACCCAAUCCCUAUCCCCAAUCCCAACUCCAUCCCAUCCCAAUCAAUAUACCCCAACCCCAAGCCUCGCCCCGACUCAUCGUGACUCACCUCAACCAUUAG